UUGCUAGAGAGUGCGUUUACAGUUUUCAGCGCAAGCUACGUUCCUAUGUUGCUACCACGACCACAGACCAAAAUGCGUUGGACAUGGCUACAAACUACAAUUCCUGACGAAAGUUGGAUCAUUUUGAUAAUGGAGAAUCAAUUUGAGGGGAACAACAAGCGUUAGUCACCUGGAUAUAGCUGCAAUGCAUUCCGUUGGCUACUUAUUUGAGAGAUAGGGGAAAACUGCAACUCCUGUUGUGGUGUUCAUGGAGGCUCACAGGACCAUUUCAGUGAGCGAGAGGACCGGUGAAAUGUCACCUGUGUAGUGUUGUUGUACACCUUGUAGUAAAGUAUUUACAAAGACGAGAGUGCGGAGUACAAAAGCCUGGAUCCCCAUAUUCUGCGUCAAUUUAUAAAUUGGCCUGUUCAAAUGUGAGCAAAAAAAGUUAUCACGACAGCAGCUGCGCUGUGGGAGGUACCUCGCGAGCAACAAGAUGAUAAGAUCAUUGAUAUGACCUACUCCUUUAUCCCGUUUAGUAAGCAUUAGUCGAUUAUAAUGAGCUUGUAGGUAUCAAAGUAAAAGGUGGACGUCGCUGUGGUUUCAAAGCACCUUCAAUUAUGUGCCGGACUAGCUUCUUGAUCUAUCUAGGCUACUAAGACAUUCAGACAGUUUUUCCAUUAAGUAGUUUUCAGAAUUUUGAAUGAACUCUCAUAUCGUGUUGUGGAAUUUGGAAUGACUUUAUGUCAUUGCCGCACACACCUUGGACCAGCGUCUAGAGCUCCAACGCUAUUGACUGCAACCCACCCGGGAUAGUAGGCUACACAGGAAGAAUUGCGCAGUUUUCAGGUUUUUGUUUGUGUAGUCUUUUUACGGGUUCAAUUGGCACCCAUUUAAGCUCAGCUGGGUAUUUCAACCAUGUCCUCGAAAGACAAUCCAUGUCGGAAAUUCCAAGCCAACAUUUUCAACAAAAGUAAAUGCCAGAAUUGCUUUAAACCAAGAGAAUCUCAUUUAUUGAGCGACGAAGAUUUAAAUCAGGCAAAACCUAUAUAUGGAGGAUGGUUGCUCCUGGCUCCAGAAGGAACCAAUUUUGGCAAUCCCUUGCACAGAUCUCGGAAAUGGCAGAGGAGGUUCUUCAUCCUAUACGAACAUGGAUUACUCCGCUACGCCCUGGACGAGAUGCCCAGCACGCUACCCCAGGGCACCAUCAACAUGAACCAGUGCUCUGACGUCAUCGACGGGGAGUCCAGGACGGGCCAGAAGAACUCCUUGUGCGUUCUCACCCCCGACAGAGAGCACUUCAUCCGGGCCGAGUGCCGCGAGAUUAUCAACGGAUGGCAGGAGGCCCUGACGGUCUAUCCCCGGACCAACAAGCAGAACCAGAAGAAGAAGCGCAAAGUGGAGCCACCCACUCCUCAGGAGCCCGGACCAGCCAAGGUGACAGUGACCAGUAGCGGGGGCAGUAUCCCCUGCCUGCCCAGCAGUAUAGCCAGUGCAGAGCGGGUGCCGGCCAGCCGCUCCACACUGUGGCAGGAGGAGAGAUGGAGCAGGGCAUCCACCAUCCCCUGCAGCCGCAGCGCCUCCUGUCUCAGCCAGCUGACCCAGAGCCACCCGGGGUCAAGCGUCACCAGAGAGGACGGUAGCUCCCUGAGCGGCGGACGCAAGGUGCGAGUGGAGAGUGGCUACUUCUCCCUGGAGAAGACCAAGUCGCCGGAGCCCCCCCAGCCUCCCCAGCACCAGCCCCUGACCACCUCUACCUCCCUCGGCGUCCUCCACCACAGGUACAGCCCCUGUGACUCCCCCUCGUACCCAAACACCUCCCUGAACUACCCCUCCUCAGACCCCCUCCCCUCCCCAGGCGCCCUUCUCUCCCCUAGCUACUCCACCGUCAGCUCCUCCCAGAGCUCCCUUGACUCGGAGCCCAGCAGCAAUGCCCUGAGCUGGGACAGCCGAGGCGGGGCAGGUGGGAAUGUUGGCGGCGGUGGUGGUGGUGGGGGAAGAGUGGGACGACCAGGCAAGGACUACGUGGUGCUGUCGAACGUGCCGCGGGCUCGCCGGCUGAGCCACCGCGAGGCCUUCCGCUCGGACAAGAAGAGGGUGGAGCUGAGGGCGCGCACACGCAGCCCCGGACGGGAGGAGGUGGCCAGGCUGUUUGGGCUGGAGCGCAGGCGUUCUCAGGUGAUAGGGAAGUUUGAGUCGGGGGAUGGGGAGGGCGUGGAACACAUGGACACCACCUCUCCUUCGGAGCCCCCCUCCAAUACCGUGUCUGUCCAGAGGCAGGGGCGUAGCGAGAGACGCUCCCUCGCUUGCAAACAGGAGAUGUCAUUGGAUGCUGAGAAGGAGCAUCGCGUUCCUGAUGUGUCCUGCUCAUUCAACUUCCGGAGGGCAAAGUCCCUGGACCGCCGAGUGACCGAGUCCUCUAUGACUCCAGAUCUGUUGAAUUUCAAGAAAGGAUGGAUGACCAAGCUAUACGAGGAUGGAAUGUGGAAGAAACACUGGUUUGUUCUCACAGACCAGAGUCUACGAUACUACAGGGACUCAAUAGCUGAGGAGGCUGCUGAUAUGGACGGCGAGAUUGACCUGUCCACCUGUUAUGAUGUCACAGAGUUCCCAGUACAGAGGAACUAUGGCUUCCAAAUCCUUAGUAAGGAGGGGGCGUGCACCCUGUCGGCCAUGACCUCGGGAAUCCGCCGCAACUGGAUUCAGGCCAUCAUGAAGAACGCGCGGCCCACCAUCGCUCCUCCCGAUGUCACCCGGAAAAACGUCUCUCUGAAACUGUCGGUUCUGAAGCCCAGCUCCCUCCUUGAGGAGAAGGCCAGAGGGCGGGUGGUGCUGCAUCCGUCUCCCCAGCCAGGCCCUGACCCCAGCCCCGAGAGCCCCCGGGUGGAGGUCCGGGUGGUCAAAACACAGAGGUCCGUAGACCACGCUCUUGCCACAGUCGCCACCCCCGCCUCGGAGCCACGCAAGAGCCGGGUCCGAGAGCGUAGGCGAGAAGGCCGCUCCAAAACUUACGACUGGUCCGAAUUCCAGCCCGGACAGACGGAGGACCCCAAGAGGGACAAAGCACCAGAUACUGUUGACCCCAGCUCUGCUUCUUCCUCUUCCACCACCUCUUCGUCCUCCUCCACUUCUUCCCUGGCGUCCUCCCCCGUCUCCACCACCUCUUCCCCGCCAACUUCCUCCUCUAUUUCGGCCCCUCCACCCGGCCGGGGCUCCGCCGUGGCAACCAGGGAGGAGUCAGAGCAGGAGCGGGGGCGGCGGCGGGAAGAAAGACCACAGCGCUUUAAGCAGGACACCCACGCACCCAGCACGGUCACCACCACAAUGACGGCCACUGUAAAUGCAGUGGGGGCCGAACCGAGGAAGCCCGGGGAGUCCCAGGACCAGGGGAGGAUGGAGGUCGACCACCCUGAGCCUGGUGCGGAGGGGAGCGGGGAGAGCGACGGCAGAGCCCCCGACGUGCAGGUGGAGAUCGAGCAGCGGUGGCAUCAGGUGGAGACCACGCCGCUCCGAGAGGAGAAGCAGGUGCCCAUCAGCACCACUGACGCCUGCCUCACUGAGAGACUGCCCCCACAGGAGCUAGCUGCCCUGCUGGACAAAGAGCUGGGGCAGACCCAGAAGGAGCUGGCCAGGCUGCAGGAGCAGAACAACAUGCUGCAGGAGCAGCUCGAAGAUGCCAGAGGCAGAGAGCACAGUGCCAGGGAGGGCUACGUGCUACAGAGCGGCACCUCGCCCCCCUCCUCCUCACCACACAGAGCGCCAUGGCAACGUCUGCAUAAGCUCAACCAAGACCUGCAGAAUGAUCUGGAGGCCCAGCGACGCAAACAGGACCUGGCCCAGCACCAGGUGCAGACUCUGAGGAGGAGCUACACCGAUGCCCAGGACGCCAUUGGACGCCACGAGGCUGACAUCCAGGCCCUGCAGGCCAAGCUCAGCUCUGCCAUGGCUGAGAUCCUGGCCAGCGAGCAGGCCGUGGCCCGCAUGAGAAACGAACUCAAGCUGGAGCAGGAGCGCUCCCGGGAGCAGGAGGAGGAGUGGGUGCGCAGCGACGCCACUUUGCGGGUCCAGCUAAGGGACAGCGAGGACAGGCUCCGGGAGGUGGAGGCCAGCCUUCUGGAAAGGAGCCAGGCCCUGAGGCAUCUGGAGCGCCAGCAGGCCCUGCAGAGGGACCACCUGAGGGAGGUGCACAGGCUUCAGGAGAGGCUGGCGGAGGUGGCAGGCCGGCUGAGCGCCACCGAGCAGGGCCAGGCCCUGAAGGAGGAGCGCCUGAGGACGGAGCAGCGCUCCCUGCAGGAGAGCCAUGAGCGGGAGAGGCAGAGCCUAGCCCGGAGGCUGGCUGAGGCAGAGUCUGGGCGGGCAGAGCUGGAGGAGAGGCUGCUGGAGGCAGAGCAGCAGGUGGAGGCUCUUCUGAGGGGGAUGCGCGCCUCUGAUGGAGACGAGGUCAGGGAGGAAGUGAUGCGGCUGCAGGAGGAUUUGGCCCAGACAACGGAUGUGGCGGAGACGCUGAGGGAGAGCGUCCGCAGGCUGGAGGAGGAGAAGGGCCGCCUGACCUGCCGCUGCCAGGAGCUCCUCAACCAGAUCUCUGAGGCAGACCGGGAGGUGACCAAACUCCGUAGCCGGCUGGAAACCGAGGAGGCCGACUACUAUACACUGGAGCACUCCUAUGAGAGGGCGUCGGAGGAGUUCCAGAAGAUCAGCCGUGUGCUCCAGGAGAAGGAGGAGGAGAUACGGCAGACCAAGGAGAUGUACGAGAGACUAGUGGAGCGCAAGGAGGAGGACCUGAACGAGGCCCUCAUCAAGAUGGCCGCCCUGGGUAGCAGCCUGGAGGAGACUGAGCAGAGGCUUCAGGCCAGGGAAGCGCUGCUCUGCCAGAUGGACAAGGGCCAGAGCGAAGCCUGCAGUGCGGAGACGGACCUGCAGGCCAAGCUGGUGGUGGCAGAGGACCGCAUUGCAGAGCUGGAGCAGCACCUCAAUGCCCUGCAGCUGGGCUAUGCCGACCUUCGGAUGGAACGCCAACGAGCCCAAGAGGGGGCUCUCCAUGCUCGGGAAACAACCAAGGAAAGGGGCCAGUCGUCCUCCAACUCCUUGCCAACGAACACAGACUCCUCGCUGACCUUUGACUUGGGUUCCAAGGUGAAGAGCUCCUCAGACAGUGAUGAGUCUCAAGCGAAAAGGCAGAGGAUACGGUUCUCCAGCAUUCAGUGCCAAAAAUACAUCCAAUCAGAGGACCUGGAGACGAGUAAUGCAGACAACACUUCCUCAGACAUAAGCGAAGAGAUUAGCCAAGAGAUCAGCCAAGACUUCCAACUGUCCAUGGAGACCAACUCUUCUGAUAUUACAUUCCAGUUCUGCAGCGACCCAGAGAAGUUUAUUUCCAUCAUAACUGCCCUGGAGAUCAAGCUUCUGGCCACAGAGGAGAAGCUUAGAGACCUCACCCAGAAGCUUGAGGAGCAGCGGGUGGACCAGCCAGAGGGUCUGAUGGAGGGACAAGGCUCCUGGGCAGGGACUGAUUCAGAGCUCCAGGAGCUCAAUGCUAGACUCGAACAGGAAGAGGCACCCAGCAGUGCCCUCCCUGGGCCAGUUAGUCAGAUUACAGCUGCUAAGCACCAAUACGCCAAGGCCCUAGUCUGUGUAGAGUCCAGUAGGGAGAAAGUCAGGGGUAUUCUAAGUAGUCAUUGCCCGGGCAGUACAGGGCUGCAGCUCCACACUUUGUCUGAGAUCGAGAAUGAGUUAGUUAGUGCAACAUUGUACAUUAGAGAGGGCGGGAUGACAUGGAAUGAGCACCCGUCAGAGGUCACACAAAGUCCAGCCCAAGAGAUUCACAAGAGCAAAGCAUCGAAUGAGGAAACGAUACGACUCUUUGCCAAAACACUGUCUUUUGAGGCAAUGGUUUUGAAUAAGAUGGCUUUUUUGAUACAGAACCCAGACUCGGACCUUUUGCAACGUCUUAUCGAGAUAUGUAGAGAGACUGAGACCAUCAAAAGAAGUGAUGGCGAUUGUGUGGCAAUUGUUUAUGCAGAUGUCUUGACCAGGAAGCUAAUGUUAGAGAGUGCCUUCUGGGCCGAGGUGGAGAAAAUGGAAUCCCGUUGUGAAUUGAUGCAGGGAGAAAGCUCAGAUGUUAAAUCAACAGUGGCUAGUAUGUCCCUUGAGGCUAAUGUUACUGUUAUCUAUAACACCUGUGUCAAAGCUGAAUUAUCGCACUCUCUUCAGAGUCUUAAGAGCUUUUAUGAGGAGAAGUUCAAAAUGCUCAAAAGGGAAUUGGCCCAAGCCCAUGGGAGCUUACAACAAAGGGAAUCUGCUUUGAAAGAGAUUAUCCAAGCUCCCAAAAGACUUGAUUUGACAGAAGUCCUUCAAGACGUCAGUAGUGAGUUUGGCUUUAGUGAGGAGCAGAGUUUAGCUGACGUAAGUGAACUGACUCCCUAUAUGGAGCAGAUUGAAAUGGAGGAGGCACAGGAUUUGGCUGAGGAAGUAGUGGAUAGACACUUAGUGGGAGGCGUGCCAUCUUGUAGCGUUGACUCUGUUGAGUCUCUGCAAGUUGGGCGAGACAACUUGGCCGCUGAGCUAGAGAGACAGGCAGCUAUCCUCCACAGAUUUUCCCAAGCGAUUGAGAGCGGCAGCCAUCCUGGCUUAGCCAAUAUUAUCCAAGCAAACUCAAGUUACCAAUCCACCCUCAACCUCACGGGUGGCUCCCUUUGCAUGCGUGAGGCGCUUAUCCAGGCCCAGGUGGCCUACGUAGCCUGUAGGCUAAGAGCCGACCACGAGCGGGACCUGGUCCGAUAUCGGCAAGCUGGCCAUAGCAUGGACGUACUUGUCCAGGAGCACGCCUGCACUGUUGGUGCCAUUCGGGAGCGCUACGAGGCCUCCCUACAGGAGGAGCGCCAGGGCUUCACGUGUACAAUGGCCUCCCUUCAGGAUGAGAACCAGGCCCUGAGAGGGGAAAUGGGCCAGCGAGUGGAACAGCUCUCCCAGCAGCAGGAGCGGCUGGCUCUCCUGGAGGAGCGCUUCCACAGGGAGACCGAGGAGCUGAGGCAGAGGCACCAACUGGAGCUGAGUCAGGCGGAGCAGGGCCGGGCCUCCACCGAGCUGGCCCUGAUGGAGACCACGGCCGACAGCCAGCGGAAGCUGGAAGUCCUGCUGGUGGACAUGGACACCAUAGAGGAGCGCCACGAAGGCCACCUAAGGAGACUGGAGGAGCAGUUCCAGGGGCAGAUCCGAGAGCUGCAGCAGGUCCACCAGGAGGAGAUCCAGAGGCUGCAUGCCCACUACACAGAGACCAUCCGCUCCAUCCAAGACCAAGAGGAUAGCGGAAGCAAGGGCGAUAGUAGCCCUGAGUCGGGCCACUCUCAGUCUCCACUACCCGAGGAGGUCACCCCAUCCACUGAGCAGGCUUGGCCCAUGGAGGAAGAGGAGCAGGGUAAGGGGGAGGAGGGUCAGGCUAGGGUGGCGACGGACCCCAUGGUAGUCCUGAAGGACAGGAUCCAGGAGUUGGAGACCCAGAUGGACACCAUGAGGGACGAACUGGAGACCAAGCAUCUGGAGGGAGAUGUGGCCAGCCUGAGAGAGAAAUACCAGAGAGACUUUGAAAGUCUAAAGGCUACGUGUGAGCGAGGCUUCACAGCCAUGGAGGAGACCCACCACAAGGUCGUCGAGGACCUCCAGAGGCAGCACCAGAGGGAGGUCUCCAAACUACUGGAGGAGAAGGAGAGGCUACUGGCUGAAGAGACGGCCGCCACCAUCGCUGCUAUUGAGGCUAUGAAGAACGCACACCGAGAGGAAAUGGAGAAGAACCAGCGCUCCCAAAUCAGCGGACUGAGCACCGAUAUCGACGAGCUGCACGAGCAGUAUCAGGAGGAGCUGCAGUCGAUCCAGAGGGAGCUGGAGGUGUUGUCGGAGCAGUACUCUCAGAAGUGUCUGGAGAAUGCCCACCUGGCCCAGGCCCUGGAGGCUGAGAGACAGGCCCUCAGACAGUGUCAGAGGGAAAACCAGGAGCUCAACGCACACAACCAGGAGCUGAAUAACCGUCUGACCGUGGAGAUCACACGCAUGCGCUCCUGCUACAGCGGAGAAACGGCCCUGUCACCCUUCACCCAGGGCAAGGACCUCUAUGAACUGGAGGUCUUAUUGCGUAUCAAGGAGUCCGAAAUCCAGUAUCUCAAACAGGAAAUCCAUUCGCUGAAGGAUGAACUUCAGUCUGCGUUAAGGGAUAAGAAAUAUGCCACAGACAAGUACAAAGACAUCUACACAGAGCUCAGCAUCGUGAAGGCCAAGGCUGACUGUGACAUCACCAAGCUGACGGAGAAGCUACUGGUUGCCACGGAAGCACUGGGGGAGAGGAACGUUGAUGGGUCGGCUACCCCUGGAUAUGAUAUCAUGAAAUCGAAAAGUAAUCCAGAUUUUUUGAAAAAGGAACGAUCGACUCUCUCCAAGCAAAUAAGAGGUGUUAGAUCAAAGUCCGUCACUGAACAGGUCAUCUGGGAUAGCUGACACCCCCCUUGAGGGGUGAUUCUCCCCCUUACCCCAAGAUAGCCUCAAAGAGGGACUGACCGUGCAGGAGCGCAUGAAGCUGUUCGAAGCGAAAGAUUCCAGAAAGAUCUGAAUAUUGUGGACUCUGUUUCUUUUCCACACUUCACUCAAAUGAAAAUGGCGAUCAGACUGCAGAGAGCACGCCCCCCCCCCCCCUCCCCCCCGCCAGGAAGAUAAACAUACACAUUACAACUCUACCGUGAUCCUGGACUAACUGCACCCCGUUCGGAAUAGAAAGUGCUCUGACUUAAUUCAAGUUUUUUUUUGUUAUUGCCCGUUUUUUGAUUCAUUGAAAGCUUUUUAAUAUGCUACGGUUUCUCAUUUACACUGUUUAAUUCUGUGAAUAUGCUUCUUGCAGCUGUCAAUCAUGGCCUUGACGUGUUUAGAAAUGUAAUAUGGUGAUAAGUAUAUCCACUCUCCUGGGAAUUUAAAUAUGUUUUGGGCUGCAUUGCAGUUACGAGAGGGCUUAUUAAGGAUAGCAUUUAUCUUCCAUUAUGUUUUCGGCUUCUCAGUUUCUUAAUCCGCUGAAAUGCCAAAACAGAGGGGUUUGGUUCAGUAUAAUAAUCUGUCCCAAUAGGAAUCCGUUGGAAAAUCUGCUGUAGUGUUUUGUUACCACAAACAACAAUUGCUAUUUCUAAUUAUGAUGUUGUACGUGUUUUAAAUAAGUGGCUGUUCCACUUGUUGUAAAUAACUACUGGAAGAGAUAUGUAAGAGUAGGGUUGACCAGGGAUUGUGGUGGCAUCUGGUGACUACUUGAUUUACUUGAGGAAACAUAUUUUUUUUUCCUUCUAUAAUGUUGGUGUAGUGGCUUCAAGCCAACUAUAUACCGUGCAACCAAACUUCACGGCUAGGCUACUGUCAAAUAUUAUGGCAAACAACCUAACUCGCUACUGAUAACAUAUGCCUUUUUGUCGUGUGAGGUUUUCAGCCCAGAAAGUUGACCUAAUGUAGAGCUUUUGCAUGACUGUUAAUUUGAAUUAGUGAAUUGAUCAAUUCCUAUAAUUGUUCCUUUUGUGUUUUAGUGAUUGUUCAGUUUGAGCAGACCUCUCCCCGUAAGCUUUGCUUUGCUUCACCGCUCUUGUCUUUUUUAUUUUUGAUGCUGGGAGGGGAGAUGUUUAACUGAACAUGCCUUUCACUUGGUCCAAUGCCCUGACCUCUCUUUAAAACCCCAACCUCUCUUUAAAACCCUGACCUCUCUUUAAAACCCCUUUUAUCUUUCUGGCUCGUUUGAGUUCAAAGAUAAACACAUUCACAAAACCUGUGCAGCUAUGGAAACACUGUAUAGUAUUCAAAGCACGCCUUGUAAAUAUACUGUAUGCCACACAGAAGUUGUUUGUGUUACGUUUUAAAUCUGUACCUUGCUUACUAGCAACAUAUACUUACAUAUGAAAAUAUAUAUAUGAAUAUUUUUUAUUUUCGUUUGAAUGUAAAACGUCAAAUAAAUUAACCGUUUCUGAA
This is a messenger RNA of Oncorhynchus nerka (sockeye salmon), 9960 nucleotides long. It is a transcript of the gene mpripa, whose product is annotated as putative leucine-rich repeat-containing protein DDB_G0290503. NCBI's taxonomy places the organism in Eukaryota, Metazoa, Chordata, Actinopteri, Salmoniformes, Salmonidae. The transcript is spliced from 26 exons. Bases 898 to 8463 code for a protein of 2521 amino acids. The record is from RefSeq and is a predicted model, not a curated record. Gene Ontology annotation, molecular function: actin filament binding. Gene Ontology annotation, cellular component: actin cytoskeleton.